Peromyscus californicus insignis is the source of this 1398-nucleotide messenger RNA. RefSeq names its product lysine-specific demethylase 4D-like. NCBI's taxonomy places the organism in Eukaryota, Metazoa, Chordata, Mammalia, Rodentia, Cricetidae. Gene Ontology annotation, molecular function: histone H3K9 demethylase activity. The coding region runs from base 1 to 1398 and encodes 465 amino acids. The record is from RefSeq and is a predicted model, not a curated record. The transcript has a single exon. Gene Ontology annotation, cellular component: nucleus. Gene Ontology annotation, biological process: chromatin remodeling.
AUGACAUCUGAGCACUGUGGCCCCCAGAGCCCAGGGAGUGCCAUCAUGACCUUCCGCCCAACCAUGAGAGAAUUUUCUGAUUUCAGCAAGUACAUCGCCUACAUGGAGUCCCAAGGGGCACACCGAGCUGGACUGGCCAAGGUCAUCCCACCCAAGGAGUGGAGAGCCAGGCAGUCCUAUGAGGACGUCAGUGACAUCUUAAUAACCAGUCCCCUGCAGCAAGUGGUGUCUGGCCAGGCAGGUGUGUUCACUCAAUUCCAUAAGAAGAAGAAAGCCAUGACGGUGGGACAAUACCGUCACCUGGCCAACAGUAAGACAUACCAGACCCCGCCACACCUGAAUUUUGAAGAUUUGGAGAGAAAAUACUGGAAAAGUCGAUUCUUUGGGUCACCGAUUUAUGGUGCAGAUGUCAACGGCUCCCUGUUUGAUGAGAACACUCAGGAUUGGAACGUGGCACACCUGGGGAGCAUUUUGGACCUCUUGAAGCAGGAAUGUGGCAUUGUGAUUGAGGGUGUCAACACGCCCUACCUGUACUUUGGCAUGUGGAAGACCACCUUCGCGUGGCACACGGAGGACAUGGACCUGUACAGCAUCAACUACCUGCACUUUGGGCAGCCCAAGACGUGGUAUGCGGUGCCCCCCGAGCAUGGCCGACGCCUGGAGCACCUGGCCAGGCAGCUGUUCCCGGGCAGUUCCCAGGGCUGCCAGGCCUUCCUGAGGCACAAGGUGGCACUCAUCUCACCCACUGUGCUCAAGGAGAAUGGUAUCCCCUUUGGCCGCAUGACGCAGGAGGCUGGGGAGUUCAUGGUCACCUUUCCCUAUGGCUACCACGCUGGCUUCAACCAUGGCUUCAACUGUGCAGAGGCCAUCAAUUUUGCGACCCCGAGGUGGAUCGACUAUGGCAAGGUGGCUUCUCAGUGUAGCUGUGGGGAGGCCAGGGUGAGCUUCUCCAUGGACGCCUUUGUUCGGAUCCUGCAGCCUGAGCGACAUGAGCUGUGGAAACACGAGGGACGUGGAACUGUGGACUACCCAGAGGUCCCCUCGCACCCCAGUCAGGAGACAUUUACUCGGACUCAGAGGCAUCCCUGCGCGGGACCCCUCAGGUGUGUGGUAAGCAGAGCCCUCAACAGCUGCCCUUACACUAAGGUGGGCUCCGAGUCCCAGCGCCGUUCAACAUCCAAGCUUUGGGCUCCUCAAUUCACUGUGCCGCAGAGAAGAUUCUCCAAGCAAGCUUCGGGGGCCUCCCCGAUCUUCAUGGAUACUGCUGAUGCCAAAGCCCUGGACCUUUCACGACAUUCGCAGGACUACGGAAUCUUGGAUAGGAGCCCCCAAAUCUCCCUGCCACUCAAGAAGAUGGACUUGAACUCAACAGACACAGGUUCACCUCCUGCCCCUUAG